Molecule: messenger RNA, 633 nt
Organism: Nakaseomyces glabratus
Lineage: Eukaryota; Fungi; Ascomycota; Saccharomycetes; Saccharomycetales; Saccharomycetaceae
Gene: SLX9
Product: Slx9p
Biological process (GO): maturation of SSU-rRNA from tricistronic rRNA transcript (SSU-rRNA, 5.8S rRNA, LSU-rRNA)
Cellular component (GO): 90S preribosome; preribosome, small subunit precursor; nucleolus
Source: RefSeq, a predicted model, not a curated record
AUGGUUGCUAAGAAGAGGACUAAGUUGAGGGACAAAGUUUCGCGGUUGAAUGCCAAGGAGAGCGCUGUUGAGGAGGAAGUUCCGUACACUUCUGUGCUAGGUGAGGAUCCCAAAGCGUUUCUACACCAGAGCAAAGAGACUAAGAAGGAGAAACAGAGUCUGAAACACAGUAGUUUCCUGGACCGGUUGAGGGAGAAGAGCAGUGCCAAUGAUUUCAGUGGUAUCUCGAAGUCAGCCGCUAGACGUAGAAAGAGAAAGCUGAGAGAUGACUUAAAGCCCAAGAUGCAGGAUCUUUUGACCUCUUUGGAGAAUGAUGUUGAAGUCGAGUCAGAGAGUGGAGAGGAGGAAUACCACGACACUGUCGAAGAUAACCAUGACCCAGAGAUCAUGGAAGAUGCUAUUCCUCAACGGAAAGUUACCAGAUUGGUGAGCUCGAAGAAGUUGAAGAAGCAUGAGAAGCCAAGUGGAUCUAUUGUUAUCAAGAAAAAUGCUCCUAACAUCAGAAACCAACGAGGCGCAAAACAAUUGUCCAAACAAGAAUCCGAGAGAUUCAAUAAAGUUCUGACAAACCAAACAUUCCAACAAAAUCCAUUUGGGUCUUUGAGAGAUAUCAUAAAAAUGCAAAAGUACUGA